CUGCAUGCCAGUGAUCUGCUGGAAGUUCGGAGAGCAGGCCAACAAAUCUGGUUUAGCCGUUUCACUCUUGUGGUCAUGGCCCGCUUGUGUCUGUAUGCAUUACUCUUCUUGAUGUGCUGUGAUGUUUCCAUGCAAAGAAAAAAGAAAACUGUCCAGACUCUCUCACGAGGCUGGGGAGAUGAGAUCACCUGGGUUCAGACAUAUGAAGAGGGAUUAUCAAAAAUGAAGGCAAGCAAUAAGCCUUUGAUGGUUAUUCAUCACUUAGACGAUUGCCCACACAGUCAAGCUCUCAAAAAGGUAUUUGCUGAGAACAAAGAUGUCCAACGAAUGGCCAAAUCAGAUUUCAUCAUGCUCAAUUUGAUGCAUGAGACGACAGAUAAUAAUCUGGCUCCUGAUGGCUAUUAUGUUCCCAGGAUUAUCUUUGUUGACCCCUCUUUGACUGUGCGUACUGACAUCGCUGGCAAGUACUACAACCGCAAGUACACCUAUGAGCCUGACGAUGUGGACUUCUUGGUGGAGAACAUGAUAAAAGCCAAGAUUCUGCUUCACUCUGAGCUGUAGGAACAGAGCCAGCCACACAGGACGUCAGCGUCCGAGACUUGAAUGGUUGAAUUGACUGUAGAAUAGACCAUUUCAAUAAAUAUAGGCCUACAUGUUUAAAUAAACAUUUUUGUGAAUA
Messenger RNA from Pygocentrus nattereri (red-bellied piranha), 679 nucleotides. It is a transcript of the gene agr1, whose product is annotated as anterior gradient 1. NCBI's taxonomy places the organism in Eukaryota, Metazoa, Chordata, Actinopteri, Characiformes, Serrasalmidae. Bases 76 to 561 code for a protein of 161 amino acids. Gene Ontology annotation, cellular component: endoplasmic reticulum. The transcript is spliced from 8 exons. The record is from RefSeq and is a predicted model, not a curated record.